This is a messenger RNA of Sardina pilchardus (European sardine), 3011 nucleotides long. It is a transcript of the gene golph3l, whose product is annotated as golgi phosphoprotein 3-like. NCBI's taxonomy places the organism in Eukaryota, Metazoa, Chordata, Actinopteri, Clupeiformes, Clupeidae. The record is from RefSeq and is a predicted model, not a curated record. Bases 193 to 1059 code for a protein of 288 amino acids. Gene Ontology annotation, biological process: Golgi organization; retrograde vesicle-mediated transport, Golgi to endoplasmic reticulum; Golgi vesicle budding. The transcript has 5 exons. Gene Ontology annotation, molecular function: phosphatidylinositol-4-phosphate binding. Gene Ontology annotation, cellular component: trans-Golgi network; Golgi cisterna; cytosol.
UUCUUGUCGCAUCACAUCACGGAGACAUCAUGCAGUACUUGCCUGGCAGUGAGAGAGAAACAUAUUUCCAGCGGUGUUCUCACACGGUGAGCAGGUGACUUAGGCUACCUUUCUUGGAACCGGACAUCGAUUUCCCUGUCACACCUAAGUUUCCCGGUUAAGUUCAGGUGGUGGUCCUGGCUGUCACUCAGGAUGACGACCACCCUCAUCCGACGAGGCAAGCGUGCUGCAGAUUCGUCCAUGGUGGGCAGACACGAUCCUGAGGAUGAGGACAGCCAGGGUGGUGGUCACUCAGACGAAGAGAAUGACUAUGACUCCUCCAAGGCUCUCCGACUCACUCUUAUGGAGGAAAUACUGCUGUUGGGUCUCAAAGACAAAGAGGGCUACACAUCGUUCUGGAAUGACAACAUCUCCUCUGGGCUGCGAGGCGGCAUUAUGAUCGAGCUGGCUAUCAGGGGGCGCAUUCACCUGGAGCCGCCCACCAUGAGGAAGAGGAGGCUCCUGGACCGCAAGGUGUUGUUGCGGUCAGAUGCCCCCACGGGGGACGUGCUGCUGGACGAGGCCCUUAAGCACAUGAAGGCCACGGAGCCCCCCGAGACUGUGAGCAGCUGGAUCCAGUUACUGACAGGCGAGACGUGGAACCCGAUGCGAAUGCACUACCAGAUGCGCAACGUGCGCGAGCGCCUGGCCAAGAGCCUGGUGGAGAAGGGCGUGCUGACCACGGAGAAGCAGAACUUCCUGUUCUUCGACAUGACCACGCACCCGCUGAGCAACAGCGGCCAGAAGGAGCAGCUGGUGGCCAAGCUGCAGGACGGCCUGCUGGACCGCUGGGCGGGCGAGCCGCAGCGCCUGGACCGCCGCACGCUGGCCCUGAUGGUGCUGGCGCACGCCUCCGACGUGCUGGAGAGCUCGCUGGGCUCGCUGUCGGACGAGCGCUUCGACACGGCGUCCGAGCGCUCCAAGACCGUGCUGGAGGCGGACGCCGACGCGCAGGCCUGCAAGAGCACCUCGCCCGCCGACGAGAUGAUCUGGGCCGUGUUGGCCGCCAGCAACGCCUGAGGGAGAGAGGGCCGUGCGUGUGUGUGUGUGUACGUGUGUUCAUGGGUAUGUGUGUGUGUGUGUGUGUAUAUGUGUGGAAGGUGUAGUUGACGGAGAGGCCUUUCCCAAACCUUGCACUCUUGCUCUCUUCUCGGCUACUCACAGAGAUGGGAACACUUUCCCCUCCUCAGGGGCAAUGGCUUAGUACUCGUUCAUCCUUGAGAUGAAGCCAUUAGCAGAAGAGAAUGAAGUGUCAGAGUGAUGUGUUUGGGUCUCUAUUUUUGUUUGUUUGUAUCUUUUUAAAAACAAAAAUCGAAGGUAACUUAUUUUUCUAUUUAUGAUUUUAUUUCUAUUCUAUUUAUGGUCUUGGGGUCCUUUUAACUUUGAAGAAUGUAUCAAUGAAAGUCUCAUGUAUGCUGCUUUAUAGACUGUAUAUACACAGCAGCAGGCCUUCUGUAUGAUUCUUGGCCUGUUUACUAUGUUCUAUUGACAUUGAUGGCAGAGUCCCCUUCCUCAGUUUACGGUCACUCCCCAGCUGGAGAUGAGGAAGUGGAUCGGAACCAACGCUGUCCAAUGGUCUUGGGCUUUAUUUUCUAAUCAUUAAUCUUAGAGCCAGUCAGAAGAAAAAAACAUUACACUUUUGUAUGGCACAUUUUCUUAAUCUCGCACACUCAGUAGAUCUGCAGGAAGGUAUGAAUUGUAUUAAAUCUGUGGAAAAAAGGCAAACACUGAUUUAUUUCUGAAUGACACUUAUUCUUAAAAGCUGAAUGCUCUGCAUCAAUCACUCCCAAAUACAGGCUUAUAGUCACUAUUUAAGACAUUCCUUACCUUGUCCACAUAGAUUAGUAUUCUGGCUGUUACCAAUAUGUUUUAAUCACAAUAAUGAUGUAGAGAUCAUGACAUGUUAAAGUUGCAACCAAUAUGAAGGUAACAGCAGUGCCUUGGAGGUAGACUACAGCAAAGAUCCUUCAUUACUCUGCUUUAACCUCUGACUACAGUGCUUAGGUAAGGAUGACCCAUUUUGACUCAACAUGAAACCACAAACUGACUUAUUCUAAAAAAAAAAAAAAAUUAAAAAAAAAAAGAAGAGUACUCCAAUAGUCUCAUUUAGGAAUAAAAAGGAAGUUGUGGUAACUGGCCUUGGUUGCUCAUGUUUGCAAAAAUUGACUUCCUCCGAGGCAGAGCUGACAAAUCUCAACUUCAGGAUGUAAAACAUCCUUACAUAUUAGUUCUACCUGUGCACUAAAAAUCAUUUGCCGUUUACAUGCAGGAAAUGCAACCUUGUGUUGCGCUACACAUACUUACACAAAAUGCUUUUUUUUUGGACACAAAAUAUUACUGCACUGUAUUGGACUUCAGAAAAACUGCAGUACAAGAACUGUAAUUUCAGUUACUUUGUACGGAGCAGGUGAGUGCAGCCUAGCAAGUCCUAGCCAAUAUAUCCAGAAAGUACAGGAUUUGGAAACACAACACCAGGAAACUAGUUUGCAGAACUAGCUCAUAAACCACCCUGCUGUGGUGGCAACAUGGGCAGGAGUUCACACAAGGAAACCAACUCAAGCAAACAAGCGCCAACAGGACACCGGCAGCCUGAAGGGUCUUCACAAAGUAGUCAAAUGUAUCGACCAAUUCAACUGUGCACACACCAACAAGGACACCGAUACUGGCAACACCGUGUGCUCAGGACAGAACACACUGUAUUAAGGAAGUCAUGGGACAUUUGGAAAAGAGAUGCCAUUUGCUGAUAAUUAACACAUGACCAUAGGAAUAGACAGUAAAAAAAUAUUUAUUGAAAGAGUUUAAAAAUUUUAGACAAUACAAUUAUUGUUUUUCUUUAAGCUCACAUAAUUGGGUAACAGGGGAAGAGGGCAAUGCCACACUCAUUGCCAUUGUUUCUUGCAAUCUUGAUGUAGCCCCUUUCGCCAUAACCUCUGCCCCAGCUGUUGAGGAAAUAAAACACUUCAGUAUCAAAA